AUGGUUCGUUACGCUGCGACCGAGAUUGCCCGCGAGAAGUCGGCCCGCGCCCGCGGCUCCUACCUGCGCGUGUCCUUCAAGAACACCCGUGAGACCGCCCAGGCCAUCAACGGCUGGAAGCUCCAGCGCGCCGUCAAGUUCCUCGAGAACGUCCAGGAGAAGGCUGAGGCCGUCCCCUUCCGCCGCUACGCCGGCUCCAUCGGCCGCACGGCGCAAGGCAAGCAGUUCGGUGUCUCCCGCGCCCGCUGGCCCGUCAAGUCCGCCGAGUUCCUCCUCGGCCUCCUGAAGAAUGCCGAGUCCAACGCCGACGCCAAGGGUCUCGACACUGGCAACCUGGUUGUCAAGCACAUCCAGGUCAACCAGGCCCCCAAGCAACGGAGACGCACAUACCGUGCCCACGGUCGCAUCAACCCCUACAUGUCCAACCCCUGCCACAUUGAGCUGAUCCUCACCGAGGGCGAGGAGGUCGUCCAGAAGUCCGAUGCCGUCGUUGGCCGUGAGGAGGUCCGCCUCAACUCCCGCCAGCGCGGUGCCCGCGUCCGCCAGGCCAUCACCGCCGCAUAA
This is a messenger RNA of Colletotrichum aenigma, 564 nucleotides long. RefSeq names its product 60S ribosomal protein L17 (gene rpl-17). The transcript is spliced from 4 exons. The record is from RefSeq and is a predicted model, not a curated record. The coding region runs from base 1 to 564 and encodes 187 amino acids. Gene Ontology annotation, cellular component: ribosome; cytosolic large ribosomal subunit. Gene Ontology annotation, biological process: cytoplasmic translation. Gene Ontology annotation, molecular function: structural constituent of ribosome. Lineage: Eukaryota; Fungi; Ascomycota; Sordariomycetes; Glomerellales; Glomerellaceae.